Molecule: messenger RNA, 1996 nt
Organism: Dreissena polymorpha
Lineage: Eukaryota; Metazoa; Mollusca; Bivalvia; Myida; Dreissenidae
Exons: 2
Coding region: 224-1399 (391 amino acids)
Source: RefSeq, a predicted model, not a curated record
UUUUAUGUCAUUGUGAUGAUUUUUCCUGUUUUUGUAGAAGUUAUUCUCAAUACCUUUGUUUACAUACUACAUUAGUGCAGUGUAACCUUAAAGGCACGCUUAGGCAUUAGCCAAUCAUUGUAUAGAUAAAAGUCAUGUGAUCUGUUUAUGCUUUGGUGCGAGUUGCAUCGCAAAAGCUUACGCUUCAAAACACUUUUUAUAUUACUUUGGAUUUUAUUACAAGAUGAGGCCUGCAAAGAAAACUAAAAAACGAUCGGCAACAACAACAAUAUGCAGUUGCUGUGAUAAUACAACGGCCAAGAAAUCACGCUCCACACCCACCAGUCCUCCACCAUCAAUAUCCACGGCAAUUCCAGUACAAGAAACGGGGACAUCUACUGGUCCAUCCAAUGCUCACAAUGGAUCUGGGAACAACACAAUCCAGCACUUCCAGGGUGUUGAUUUUAAUCCUGGACCCGUGCCACCCAAUGAAGUUGUUCUACCACAGCAACAACCCCCUCAGGUACCUGGACCCGUGCCACCCAAUGCAGUAUUUCUACCACAUCAACAACCCCUUCAGGUACCAUUCAACUACUCGGACGACUCUUCUUCAGAAGAUGAGGUCGAUCCCCCCGCAAAUCUUCAGGAAAUACUCAGCACGCACAUGAUGGGCCUUCUUCCGGAUACUGGUAUGCACUACGCAGAGCCAAUCAGCACACCAAUACUUCCACAAAUUAAAAAGUCAUUAUGUAAGGACAUUUGGAAAGGCAAAUAUGUAGAACUUUCAUCUCUCCUUCCAGUUAAUUCUGCCUCUCAAUCUUCUAACUUCACUCUGCAACUGGGCAAACAUGCACAUAUUUCCAUCCAACCAUCUACACGCUGUACAAAAAUCACCUCAAUUGAAGUUUGGACGUCUGCGUUCAUUCGCUACGUUUCCGUAAGGACACACAAGUACCCUGGGGAAACGCAACAACUCCUAAAAUACAUGGAGAUCAUACGAGAUCUGGCUACUCGCUGUCCAGGUCCAGCCUUUCAGUAUUACGACAAUCAAUUUCGUUUGUUUCGAGCUUCUGUUCCUUUGCCUUGGGACAGAAUUCACACUGAAUUCUGGCUGAUGGCCAGCACUCUAAACUCUAAUACUCACAAUCCUCAGUCCUUUCGUCCCUCAAGACCUGCCACUCAACGCAGAUCGUUCCCCUCAAACCGUCCAAAACGUUUCGUGGACAACGUAUGUUGGAACUUCAACAAACCAACCCACUGUCAACGCAUCAACUGCCCCCACCCUCAUAUCUGUGGUUUCUGCCGGGGCCCCCACACUGCUUUCAACUGCUCAUACUCCAGCAAGGAACAGGCCUCUCAGUCCCUCUCUGGCAAGAGAAACCCUUCCAGUUCCGGCCCAAAGCCAUCCAAACAAUUAUAAUUUGGUCACACCUGUUAAUGUCAACCAGUUAAUCCCAUUUCUUUCAGGAUAUACAUGGUCACAAUAUAUUGUAGAUGGUUUCAUGACAGGUUUCAAAUUAGGAUUUUUAGGACCCCGUAAAGCUUGCACUUCACCAAAUUUAAAAUCUUGUUCUGAUUUCCCUCAACUGGUAUCUCAAAAAAUACAAAAUGAGCUUUCAGCUGGUCGUAUAGAAGGCCCUUUCGAUUUUCCACCAUUCGAUAACCUACACGUAAGCCCCAUUGGUCUAGUUCCCAAAAAAUCACCGGGGCAAUACCGCUUAAUUCAUCACCUCAGUUACCCUAAAGGUGAUUCUAUCAAUGAUUUCAUUGACCCCACCCUUGCCACUGUAGUUUAUUCAUCUUUUGAUGAGGCAGUAGACCUCCUUUUAAACCUGGGCCCGGGUACACUUUUUAGCAAAACUGACAUUGAUUCAGCUUUUCGUCUUAUCCCCAUUCACCCAUCAGAUUAUCACCUGUUAGGUUUCAAAUUCCAGGAAAAAAUUUAUUUCGAUAAAUGUCUCCCUAUGGGAGCAUCCUCAUCUUGCGCUAUUUUUGAACGGUUCAGCACUGCUCUCCA